GAGAAGCACAAGCAAGCAGUGUCAUUAUCGUGGUGGCUAGUGACAUGGUUAGAUUUGGUAUAUCCAAUCAGAUCACAGGCAGGAAGCAGUCAGAUCUCACUCACCCCUCAAAAAAAAAAAUCAAAAACAAAAACAAAGAAAAACCCGGUGAAUCUCCCGAAUCUGUUGCUUCCCUCUCUCUCCGUCGCCCACCACCACCAGGCCAGCACAAUAUAUUCCCCGCUGCGGCCGCAGACCACACCUUCCACCAAAUUUCCGUCCCCCCAUAUCCACCGCACCACACCACGGCUGUCCCUUCCUCUCCUGGUUCUCCAGUCUCCACUCCUCCGCCUCAACAGCGCUCGGCUAUUCCCGGAUUGCGGCUUGGGGUUGGUCUGGUGAUUGGCGGAGGAGGGACUUUUCAAGAACGGGCGGCGCGGCGGCGGCGGCGGCGCUUUUUUCCUGACGCAAACAAAUUGCCCCGGUCUCCUGCCUUCUUGCUGGCGCGCUUGGGGCCGUGGUUGGGCUCAGGAAUGGGGGGAGGAGAGCAGGGGCUGCGUCGCCUGGCCCGGUUCCCAUCUCUCUGAACUUAGAUGGAUGCAUCGGUGAACGCCAAGAAGAAGGUUAGUUUCUGUGGGAACACUGGCCACAGCCGCUGCGGUGAAGUUCAUUUAGCUGCCGCCGUGUGCUCCGGUCGUAUGCGAAGCAACCCCUUCUCACUUCAGGUUUGGUUUGCAUUUCCGUUCAAGUAUAAAGGAAGCAGUAUUUGGCAUGGCAUUUGAAUAGCAUUGGAACCUAUAGAAAAAAAGUGUUCCAGCAGUAUUACGUUACACUGGUGUUGUACUGUUAAAAAACAUGGUGGACGUAGAACUGUUCUAUAAGGACACUAGCGAUCACAGCAUCAGCUCUGAGGAAGAAGAUAUGCUUAUCAGGAGUUGUAGCAAUCUCAAUGUGAGUUUUGGAUACCAUUGUGAUUCUUCUCAGAGCUUUUCUCCUGAAAAUGAUCAUGGGAAUGGCAUUUCUCCUAAGAACAUAUUUGGGACUAAUACCAUGAUCGGGUCACGAAAUGGCUCAUUUACUUGUUUAUCUGGUGCUGCUAUUAGUGCAAAUUUUACACUGGCAAACACAAAUAUUUGCAAUGGUCUUAUUGGUGAAGAAAUUUUACCAGAACUAGAUUCUCCAAACUCCUUCAGAAAAAUCGUUUCUUCUCCAUCAAUGUCAAGAUUGGACUCAUACUCCACCUCACAAGGCAGCCCUGUGUCAACUGAGAGCUCUAUAUUUGAGAUCAGUAAAAAUCUUUGGAGGUCCAGUGCCCCAACAACUGUAUCAUCCAAUUUUCUGACUAAUACAGAGGUGAAAAUGGCUGGCGGAGCUGCUGGAGAGGAUAGAGUCCAAGCUGUGUGCUCAGAGAAAAAUGGAUGGCUGAUUUGUGGAAUAUAUGAUGGGUUUAAUGGGAGGGAUGCAGCUGAUUUUCUCGCGGUAACUCUGUAUGAUAACAUAGUAUAUUACUUGUACCUGCUGGAGAAUCGGAUAAAGCAACAAAAUGGUUUAUACAAUUCAUCAGAAACCUCUCUCAAUGGCCUUAAAAGCGAGUUAACACUAGCCAUGAGAAAUUCAGAAAAUGAAGACAUAAAAUUUUCUGAAACAUUUCGAGCUGGUGUGCUGAAUUGCCUUUCUACUGCUGUUGAGCAAGCUGAGAAUGACUUUUUAUGCAUGGUUGAACAAGAGAUGGAUGAUAGGCCAGAUUUAGUUUCAGUAGGGUCUUGUGUUCUGGUUGUUCUUCUUCAUGGAACAGAUCUGUGCAUCUUAAAUUUGGGGGACAGUAGAGCUGUGCUUGCUUCCAUGCCAUAUGUACAAAAUGGUGCUUUGAAGGCUACUCAGCUGACAGAGACCCACUCGCUUGAAAAUCCUUUGGAGUACCAAAGACUUUUAGCUGACCAUCCCGACGAUUCUUCAGUUGUCAGGGGUAACAAAAUAAAAGGAAAGUUGAAGGUUACUCGUGCUUUUGGAGUUGGCUAUCUAAAGCAGAGGAAGUUCAAUGAUGCACUGAUGGGCAUUCUACGAGUCCGCGAUUUGAGCAGCCCUCCAUAUGUUUACACAAAUCCACACACAUUGAGUCACAAAGUUACAGAUGAUGACUUGUUUGUUGUGCUCGGUAGUGAUGGCUUAUUUGAUUUCUUCAGUAAUGAUGAAGUUGUUUGGUUGGUUUAUCAAUUUAUGCGUGAUAAUCCAAUGGGGGAUCCUGCAAAAUAUCUCAUUGAGCAACUUAUACUCAAAGCAGCCAAGGAAGCAGCUUUAACAGCCGAAGAAUUGAUGAGGAUACCUGUUGGGAGUAGGAGGAAGUACCAUGAUGAUGUGACCGUCAUUGUUAUCAUCCUUGGAAAUGCACAGAGGACGAUGACUGCAUCAACUUCCUUGUGAAAGAAUGGAGAGAUAGAGAGACGGGCUAUCAGCUGGUAAAUUUUUGUGGGUGUUUGCAUAUGUGCCUGUUUCAAAUUACAAGGUUUUUUUUUUGUUGAGAAUGGUGUGGUAGUCAACAAACCAAAUAAAAAUGUACAUAUUGUUUUGAAACAAAACCUUGUGUUCAAUCACAAGGUGCACAUGGAUUUGUUUGACCUACUUUUGUACAUGGAUCAAACAUGGAGGCUCGUACUUGAGCUAAUGAGUCCAUGAGCAGAGUGGUAGAUCGUUUCAGUUUCUGAUUGCCAAUCUUUCUCUGCUAAGUAUUUAUUUUUUGUGUUAAUCGUAAAUUUAUGA
Sorghum bicolor (sorghum) is the source of this 2736-nucleotide messenger RNA. RefSeq names its product probable protein phosphatase 2C 39. Lineage: Eukaryota; Viridiplantae; Streptophyta; Magnoliopsida; Poales; Poaceae. The record is from RefSeq and is a predicted model, not a curated record. Gene Ontology annotation, biological process: protein dephosphorylation. The transcript has 6 exons. Bases 835 to 2400 code for a protein of 521 amino acids. Gene Ontology annotation, molecular function: protein serine/threonine phosphatase activity.